Molecule: messenger RNA, 4004 nt
Organism: Myxocyprinus asiaticus (Chinese sucker)
Lineage: Eukaryota; Metazoa; Chordata; Actinopteri; Cypriniformes; Catostomidae
Gene: dbndd1
Product: dysbindin domain containing 1
Exons: 4
Coding region: 125-625 (166 amino acids)
Biological process (GO): negative regulation of protein kinase activity
Cellular component (GO): cytoplasm
Source: RefSeq, a predicted model, not a curated record
GAGUGGGUAGCUAGAAAGAGACAGAGCCUGUACACGAGGCAGGAGGCUGCACCUCACUCUCUCUCUUCCCUCUACUCCCGUCUGCAACGCCUGACAGCACUGCACCGCUGCUACAACAGUCCUAAUGGAGGCUCAGGCAGAUUCUAGUACAGCAGAGCCACUUAGAGAGCGAGAGUUCCAGAAGCUUCUAAAGUCAUCCAGCUCGGCCAGUCUCACCAGUGAGGCAUCCCACAAUGCUUUAGGAGAGCAUGUUGGUACCCCAGCACAUUAUGGCAGUCAGGUGCUGAUCACAGAGAAACGACAGCCUCUGAGCAGUGUGUCCUCACUGGAGGUGCACUUUGACCUCUUGGACCUGACAGAGCUCACAGACAUGUCUGAUCAGGAGCUGGGGGAGGUGUUUGCUGACUCAGAUGAGGAGAACCAUACAGAAUCCCCUGCAAUUCAUCCUGUAGAUCGCCAAAAGCCCCCGUUACCUCGAUUUCCACACAGUCAUUACGUUCGCUCGCCUUCCUGGACCCGUGGUGGAAAAGGGGAGCAGCAACCAAGAGAUCGGAAACACCACAGCGACUCGGAAAACACAGAACCUUUACUGAAGAUAGAACGCUCCCAAUCUCAACAGCCUUGAGUCAGGGCCACCUACAGGGGCUCAGGGAGAACACAAAGCCCUUAUGUGGGAAGUGGAGGUUCCUUCUAAAGCAAGGAAAUGAGGAACCUCUGGGAUCAAAGGACAUGAAGAUCCCAACUAAAGAUAAUGCAAUCCCUUUGCCCAUUAUGAUGGGCAAGGAGACAACUCCAAUAAGCUGGGGUAAGUAUAGACUCUUCCCUCAAGAUAGAAAAGACUUCAUCCAACCAGGUUUUUGCGACACCUCUUUGUGACAUGGACACGUCCAUCUACUCCAUUUCAUUACUGAAUAUGGAGAACUAGAAGCAUGAUGUAGCAUUAUGGACCACAUUGGCUCAAGUGAUGUAAGAGAAAUGUGAAUCUAAAGAGCAAUUGAGGACUUCCACUGUGAUUUUAAACAGUCAAGAACCUGUAGCAAUACAGCAAUGUGUCAAAGCAGCAAUUGUGACAGCACACAUUCAGAGAGGCAAAGGCAUGGGUCAAGAAAUGCCUGUGAAAGAGGUAAAAAUUUCCAACAAAAGUGGCCUUUGAGGAGAUUCUGCAUGAGAAUCAGGAGACCCAGAAGUGAAAUAUCUUCUUUAAAAGAAGUUAAUGCCUAAGACCACAAACAUACUCUAGGCAAGUACAUGAAUGCAGGCACCUUUAACUACGCAAGAUCAAUUUCAUGUGUUGUUGCAUUUCAGAAUGCAACACAAGAUCCAUUAUUGCAAGCAUUAGUAUAAACGGUCUGUUUCUAUGGUCAGUUUUCUCUGUAAGGGUCAUCUAUUCCAGUUUCCCACCCCUGUUCCUGGAGGCACACCAACAAUACACAUUUUGGAUGUCUCCCCAGGCUGACGGCGUCCAUUCCAGGGCUUGACGUCUCUACUAACGAGCUGAUGAGUUGAAUCAGAUGUGUUAAAUUAAGAAAUCCAUCGAAAAUGUGUACAGCUGAGGUGCUUCCAGGAACAGGCUUGGGAAACACAAAUCUACUUGGUGUUUCUCAAUCGGAAGGCUGCAGCCUAGUUAGGCUGUGUCCUCCCUAGACCAGUCCUUCUGAGGCUGUAGGAUAGGCUCCUUCUCAGAAUUCAGUGCUUGCUUACGGUCUAGUAAGUGCACAUGUGCUAGGGAUUUUGGGUGAUUGAAGGCCACAAAGGGUGCACUUGAUGCAUCCUUCUAAAAUAUGGUAAAAAAAAAGACUGAAAAACGAGGAUGGCGUCAAAGGUUCCUCACAAUUGAGAUGGCCUUUGACGGGUACUUGAUGACAUGGCAGCCGAGAUAUCAAGCCUAAAUGGGCUGCAGCCUUCCGAAUGAGAAGUACCCAUUGUAAUGGCUGAGCAAAAGUUUAAAGAGAAUCUUGCUUUGCAGGUUAAAGAAGUUAGUUUAAGAAUGGCACAUAUAUUUGAAGGUAACUCUACUCUAUUGCCCCCUUGAGUAUUACGGUUUGAUAUUUCCACAGCAGCUCAAGAACACAUUGCAUGUAUUAAAGCUUGGCCAAGCAUUUGCAUCCGUGUUGUGUGAUUCAGUAUAGCAGGGGUCGGCAACCUAUGGCGCAUGUGCCAACACUGGCACACGGAGGGUUAAUCACUGGUACAUGAGCAUCAGCGAGAGAGUGGAGUAUGUAUUUUAUUUAUAUGAUGUCCCUCGCACCUGCAUGCCAAUCUAGCUAUUGUAUGUUUUUAGUUAUGAGCUAAAUGGGAGGCCAAAUAUUGUUAAAGUGUGACUAGACUGCGCUAGUCUACAGACGAGCGCAGUGCAUGCAAACCUUUUGCGCAUCACAAGCCGCUUAUAACUCUGCAGAACAAUUCAGGUGCCACUUCACUUUUAAUGAAUCAUGCAAUUAAACGCACCCACAUUGUGUCAGUCGUGCUGCACGGUUGAGCAGGUGGCAACCUACAUUUUCUUGUUUUAUGUGUUGCUUUUUUCUUCCAGAUCAACAUGAUGUAAUUAAGAAUACCCCUAUGGUUAUUAUGACUACAUUAAGAAAUUACAGAAAUAUUUUACAAUUGUAUUAUAAUUACUUAAAUUGCUAGGGUGGGUAGAGUCAUGUGGGUUUCCUUCCUCGCGGUCACUAUAAGGUGUUUCUCACUCUCGGUGGGGCGCGUGGUGAGUUGUGCGGGGAUGCCGUGGUGAAUAGCAUGAGCUUCCACAUGUGCUAGGCCUCCGCGGUAAUGCACUCAGCAAGCCAUGUGAUAAGAUGUGCAGGCUGACUGUCUCAGAAGCGGAGGCAACUGAGAUUCAUCCUCCGCCACCCAGAUCAAGGCAAGUCACCUCGCCACCACGAGGAAUUAGUGUGCAUUGGGAAUUGGGCAUUCCAAAUUUGAGAGAAAAGGGGAUAAUACCACCCCCCCCCCCUUGAACCUUUACUUUGGCGGAAAACUGCAGGAAUAUUCUAUGUGAAGUUGCAUUAAAAAUAGCUUUUGAAUGAGCACCUCAUUAAAAAUUUGUUGAUAUACUAUCAUCUCUUCUGUCCACAAAAACCUGGUGUCAUAGGGUUGUUUUAGAUUUGUAAAGUAACUUGUAAUGGCCAAUUAAAGUGAAUUUGGAGCUCUGUAAAUAUAAUACGCUCAGCGCAUGUUAACAAACCGGAUUGAAUGCAACACAUCUGCUAUUUUAUACAUGAAAUGAAAGGGAGCACAGAACCACCUAGCGUGUGCUCAGAACAGAGCUGCACACGAGCAGCGCGUGUAGACUGUUGGAUUCAAUCACAGCCCUUUGCAGUUUAAUUUUCACAUACGGUCUUAUUUUGUUUUUAUUUUGAUGGAUCGUUCAGCCCUACACUUUGCAAUAGAAAAAAAAGUAUUGUUUUUGCAUUAUUUUGCAGCAGGUGCUCUUUAUACCUUGUCAUGUUCAAUUCAGACUGCAAGCUCACAACUAUCAUCGGCACAGUGUCAGCAAAUUGAUUAAUUAGGAAAAUAAAAAAGACACUUAUUGUCAAAAAGGUUGCUGACCCCUGACGUCUAGUAUGUUUUUUAACUUCUCCUGACAAAGUGUUAGUGUCAUUAAUCUAAUAAUUUCCCAGCAAGAUGAUAUCAAAAUACAGGGCCUCAAAAAAUUCUUGAAAUAUGCCUAAUUCAGAUUUAAUCCUAAAAGACCAUUCAAAGGCAACUGAAAGGGCAAUCAAGAUGCAAAUGUUCAAGAUUUAAAGUCUUUUGUGCAAACUACUGGAUUUAUCUGUACUUGCUGUUCCUGCUGUACUGUAUUUGUCACCAUUCAAGGUUAUUACAGGGUUCAAUGAUGUCAAGCAUUUUCAAAACACAGGGUCUCAUCAGCAAUGAAUUGUAAAAACUAAAAGAAUCAUGAACAGUCUGACAAAUUAAUGAAAAUAACAAAUCUAACAUGGGAAUAAACAUGCAAAAUAUGAAAAAGAUGAGGUUGUUUCCCUUUUUGUUUCAGUGUUGAGCUU